UGUCACUAACAAGCUGUCGACAUCUUUGUUUGGUUUGGUUGAAUUGUGUACUGUAGCUUGUGAUUUUCUGUUAUUAAUGUUUCAACCCUAGUAAAAGUCUCAAUAAUCUAGGUUAUUUAUUAAGCGAAAGUCGGUAUUCUAGUAGUCUCACAGCACGGCACGAAGCGAAGUUACCUGUCCGAUCAUUGGGUGUAGAGAGAUGGAAAGCGCGGCGCAUUGAUUCUGCGAACUGUGCGUCCAGUAUGGGCUCCGAAGAGAACGUGUGUCCGCAAGCAUGGGGCGGGCGCGGCGCCAUAGCGCGCGAGGUGCGGCGCCUGGCCGCACGCCCUCCCUCCGGCGUCAAGCUGCUGCUGCAGGAUGACGACUUGUCGCAACUCACGGCGCUCAUCGCGGGCCCCGCUGACACGCCGUACGCGGGCGGGUCGUUCCGCGUGCGCCUGGCGCUGGGCGGCGGCUACCCGGCGCGGCCGCCGCGCGCCGUGUUCGAGACCCGCAUCUUCCACCCAAACGUGUCGGCGGCGGGCGAGGUGUGCGUCAACACGCUGGCCCGCGACUGGCGGCCGGAGCUGGGGCUGGCGCACGCGCUGCUGGCGGUGCGCUGCUUGCUGAUCGCGCCCAACCCAGACUCGGCGCUCAACGCGGAGGCGGCGGCGCUGCUGCGCGACGACUACGCCGAGUACUUUGCUCGCGCGCGCCUCUACACUGACAUACAUGCUCUGCCCGAUUCUCAGGCGGAGGCGGGCCCCGCGGCGGCGACGGCGGAGGCCGGGGCGGCCACGGCGGAGGCGGGGGCGGAGGCCGGGGCGACGGCGACGGGCGGGGCGGGCGGCGCCAGCAAGCGGCGCGCGGCGGGCCCGCGGGCGCGGGACAAGCGCCGCAUCCUCAAGCGGUUAUGAGACGCCGCCACGGAGCGCCGCGUCUAACGAACUAUUAUAACGUCGACACAGUCGUUCCACCUUUCGAUCUUAAGUUAAUGAUAGUGGUUGUUCUUUGAUGUACCUACCUAUUAGUUUUUAAAUCGGUAAUAAACGUGUUCUUUGAGAAAACCUUUGUA
Molecule: messenger RNA, 1054 nt
Organism: Pectinophora gossypiella (pink bollworm)
Lineage: Eukaryota; Metazoa; Arthropoda; Insecta; Lepidoptera; Gelechiidae
Product: ubiquitin-conjugating enzyme E2 S
Exons: 3
Coding region: 243-896 (217 amino acids)
Source: RefSeq, a predicted model, not a curated record